This is a messenger RNA of Tachyglossus aculeatus (Australian echidna), 576 nucleotides long. RefSeq names its product transmembrane protein 234 (gene TMEM234). NCBI's taxonomy places the organism in Eukaryota, Metazoa, Chordata, Mammalia, Monotremata, Tachyglossidae. The record is from RefSeq and is a predicted model, not a curated record. Bases 1 to 423 code for a protein of 140 amino acids. The transcript has 5 exons.
AUGGCGGCCAGCCUGGGGGAGGUGUGCGCCCUGCUACUGGUGUCCCUGCUGUGGGGCGGCACCAACCCGCUGCUGAAAGCGGGCACCGCGGGCCUGGACGCCGUGCGGAGCCAAGGCCGGGGGCCCGGCCGAGCUCAGCUGCUGCAGCUCUUGGAGGAGAUGAAGUUCUUGGCUCUCAACUACAAGUACAUGGUGCCCUUCGUCCUCAAUCAGUGUGGCUCCCUCCUCUUCUACAUCACGCUGGCCUCUGCAGAUCUGACCCUCGCCGUGCCCCUCUGUAACUCGCUGGCCCUGCUCAUCACGCUGGGAGUCGGCCGGCUCUUUGGGGAAGACAUCGGUGGGAAACGGGCGGCGGCGGGCCUGCUGCUCACCAUCUCCGGCCUGGCCCUGUGCAUAGCGAGCUGUGUGAGCGACAGUCAGUGACCGUGGCCCGGGACCCCGCAGAGCUCCAAGGAAGCAGGCGGGGAUCCGUGGAUGGUGGGGGUCCGUGGCCUUGUGGAGGCGGAAAGCUGAAGGGCCCGUGGCCGCGAGCUGGUCCCCGCCUGCCGGCCCCUCCCGCCCACCCCCGCCCCCGCA